This is a messenger RNA of Homarus americanus (American lobster), 2457 nucleotides long. It is a transcript of the gene ClpP, whose product is annotated as ATP-dependent Clp protease proteolytic subunit-like. Gene Ontology annotation, biological process: protein quality control for misfolded or incompletely synthesized proteins. The coding region runs from base 95 to 826 and encodes 243 amino acids. Gene Ontology annotation, cellular component: endopeptidase Clp complex. The transcript is spliced from 6 exons. Gene Ontology annotation, molecular function: ATP-dependent peptidase activity; ATPase binding; serine-type endopeptidase activity. The record is from RefSeq and is a predicted model, not a curated record. NCBI's taxonomy places the organism in Eukaryota, Metazoa, Arthropoda, Malacostraca, Decapoda, Nephropidae.
GAGGUGAAAUAGUUAUUUAGCCAACAUUUAAUGCGACUGAACACUUUGGCUGUUAUGUUAUUGGAGACGGACGUGAGCACAAGAACGAAACAAAAUGUCUUUAUUACGGCCACUCCAGCGUUUAAUAUCUUCUAGUAGUGGUCUUUACCACCCGACCUCACGAUGCCUUGUCCAUCCACCUGUUAACUCACACAUCACAAAGAGGACAAUUGGCAUGAUUCCUAUUGUAAUAGAACAGACAGGAAGAGGAGAACGUGCCUAUGAUAUCUUCUCUCGUCUUUUGAAGGAACGGAUUAUUUGCAUCAUGGGGCCAAUAGAUGAUAACAUAGCAAGUUUGGUGAUUGCGCAGCUACUCUUUCUACAGUCUGAAAAUACCAAGAAACCUAUUCAUAUGUACAUAAACAGCCCUGGUGGAGUUGUCACAGCUGGUCUAGGAAUCUAUGACACUAUGCAGUAUGUCCAACCUCCUAUUGCUACAUGGUGUGUGGGUCAAGCAUGUUCGAUGGCAUCUCUACUGCUAGCUGCUGGGAGUCCAGGGAUGAGGCACUCACUACCACAUGCACGUAUCAUGAUCCAUCAGCCCCAUGGUGGAGCUCAGGGUCAAGCCACAGACAUCCAGAUACAAGUAGAAGAGAUUUUGCGAUUGAAGCACAGGCUUAAUAAUUUAUAUGUUAAACAUACUGGCCUUGCUUUAGAAAAAAUAGCCCCGAUGAUGGAGCGUGACAAAUUCAUGGAAGCAAGUGAGGCCAAAGACAUUGGGCUGAUUGAUCAAGUCUUAGCCAGCCCACCUAAAGUAGGAGAUACUGCACCUCAGCCUUCAGAGUGACCUGUCAUGGAGUGUAAGCUGACCCAAAGAAAAUAUAUGAAUUACAAUCAGCAUACUGUACAGAAAACUAUAUUUCUCUCCCCUAAAGUAAACUUUCAAUUGCAUGACGCUUUUGUGACAGAGACAGGACUAUCUAAGUUGAUAAUGUGGCAUCUAUUUCACUAUGAACAUAUACUGUAUGUCUCAGGUACAACAGUAAUACAAAGAACAGGUGCUGGCAUAUUUAUAUUAAUUUUUUUUUGAUUACAUGCUGCCAGAAUUAAAAACCCUGAAGAUUCUGUUAAUGAAAGAUUUUAAAUAAAGAUAACUGGCUAAUAUAUAUGAAAUGACACAAAGUUUCUCUGUGUCAUUUCAGCUUUUGACUAGACAAUUUGAAAAAUAAUUAAUGCAAGGUUUUGGUGAAAUUUGAGGAUGAAGAUACAGUAGAAUCCCAGUUAUCCGGCAUCCGGGCAAUCAGUAGAUUCAACUAAAUGGCACCAAGUUAGCAGUACUCCAAGUUAGGAAGAAUGAAUCCCUCAUGAACUUAAAGCAACUGCUGAGGAGUGAAGUAGCUAAGGCAUCUGGGCUUGUUGCCCCCGGAGGUGUAAUAAAUUAAUUAAAUAAUAAAUAAGUCCAGCAUGACUAAACAGAUGCUCACAAGCAGCAGAUAAGUCACAUAAUAUCGGGAAACACCUCAGUAGCUCCAUUGCUUCCUUGGGCACUCCAAGUACCUAUAAAGCUCCUUCAGUUGAGGAGUUUGUGGAUUGUUGCCUCCAUGGUGACUAAGUCUGACUAAAACCCACCGUGAACUGUCCCUCUAAUUGGGGUAUGGCUGUGGUGACUUCACUCUUCGAUUCUAAUUGAUGGAGAAGAGAGGGAUUCGAUGGGCGAGGGAGGAAUAAGAGGGAAGGCUAGGUGAGGUGGGUGGUCAAGGUGCUAAUGGACACAAGAAGUUCAAAGGUGAAAGUCCGCUGUUAUGGCCACAGCCACCUGACCUGAACCUGACCUCACGAGACCUCUAGGUAUGUGACCGCAUGGUGUCUCCCCACACCUUUCCCUCCACCCACACAACUCUCUUACUAUAGUUAAUAAUUAAUUAAUUAAUUAAUUGAAAAUAUAUUAUUAGUUUGCCACAGACAUUAAAACUAUCUGUUAGUUUGUUUGGGUCAUGUAACGAGUAAUGAUUUUUGUUAUUUGCAGUUGUAUUGGAGUAAAAGUAUUAGAAAACCAUACUUAAGUAAAAGUACUAAAAAAAUUUAUUACUUUUUAAAAAGUAGAUAUCCAAAAAUGUUACUUGAGUACGGUACUCAAGUAAAUUUAUUUCACUACUUUCUAACUCUGAUUACAUGUAACAAUAAACAUGGCGGCUGGGCUUACGAGUCAGUGUAGUUCAUAUCCCACACACAGUACACACCCAAGCUCUUCAUUUUUCUUAUUCUCUAGUUUUAUAUUAUAUUUUCUUUAUUUCUAGGCCACAUCAUUUGUAUAGAGUGAAAUAAGUGUUAAAGAAGUCAGUUUUUUUUUUUAGAUGAAUUUGCCUGGCCAGCCUGUAACACUGUGCAUUGUAGGAUUUAUUGGGGGAUUCUAAGAAUGAUAUGCAACUACAGUAGUACCCCGAUUUACGCGGUCAAUUGAACCCACGGGGUACCGCG